Macrosiphum euphorbiae (potato aphid) is the source of this 1968-nucleotide messenger RNA. NCBI's taxonomy places the organism in Eukaryota, Metazoa, Arthropoda, Insecta, Hemiptera, Aphididae. The record is from the annotation of a GenBank genome assembly.
AUGGGUUCGUUUGACGUCCACAGGGUGAAUUUUUUUUCACCCGAACUGCUGUCGAUCCAAUGCAUGGUCAUCGAAAGCGAGACUCAAAAACUAGCUGUAGGAAGGUCAAACGCGUCAAUUGAGGUAUGGGACGUCUCCUACAAGCCGCACAUCGACAGGGUGUUGAUAUGCGACAGCAGUGUCGAGGGUCUCGCAUGGUACAACGAAAGGUUGUUCAGUUGCAGUGCAAAUGGCACUGUUACGGAACACGACCUGCACAGUCUUUCGCCUUUGUAUAACAAAACUGUAACGUCUGGAUCUUGUUGGUGUAUAGCAAUUCAUAAAAACAGUGGACGUUUAGCCGCUGGAACUCAAGAUGGCUAUAUUAAUAUAUUUGAAAUAACAUCAGACGGAUUGACUUAUGACAGAUUAAUGGACAAACAAGAAGGUAAGAUUAGUUGUAUUUCUUGGGAUUCAAGUGGUGAAUGGCUAGUCACGGGUUCCAUAAAUGCUUUACGUAUUUACAGCCGAAGAAGUGGUCAUGCUCUACACAAACUUCCUACUGGUCAAACUGAGACAAUUGUAUCAUCGAUAGCAGUCACCAGCGAUUUCACAAUCAUUAGUGCUGAUUCUCGUGGUAAAUUAUGUUUUUGGGAUGGAAAUAAAGGCACAAACAUAGCCAAUUACCAAGCACUUAAAUCAAUUGCACUUACAGUAUGUUUAGAUGAAUCACAGACUAAAGUUUAUUGCAGUGGUGUUGAUCCACUUAUUGUAUGUUAUGAGCUAAUAUCCAUGAAAUCUGACAUGAGUGUUGAAUGCAACAAAUGGGUUAGAAGUGUACAACUAGUGGCACAUACAGUAGAAGUACGGUCAUUAGUUCAUUUUAAAGGGAAACUAUUUUCAGGAGGUAUUGAUGGAUACUUAUCGGUGAGCAGCUAUCCUCCAAAACAUAUGGUUAAAUACCCUCCAUUGAUGUCUUCUACUAUAUCUCUAGCAUCAGAAGCUCGUUAUGUGUUGAUGUUACAUCUGAGCCAUUUAGACGUUUGGUAUUUGGGCGAUAAACAUAAGUAUGAAAACAAAUUGUCUAAACUGGUAACCAUCAAAUAUUCAAAAAAUGAUUAUGUACGAUGUUCAGCAAUCUCACCUGAUGGCACAUGGGUUGUUUAUUCAACUGAAGAAAAACUUAAAAUAUUUAGUUUGAUUAUGGAUUCUGCCACUUGUGAACCAAUGAUUAAAAAGACGGGAAUUCAACCGGUUGAAUGUGAUGUUUCCACUCAGCUGGCAUUUUCGACUGAUAGCAAAUACUUGUGGUUUGCUACGAAACAUGAAAAUACUUUGGUCUGUUUAGAAAUGUCUCACAAGUUUGAUUUAUCGACUAAAUACUGCAUUGAUACUACUCCCUAUUUCAAAGACUUAAUACAUUUAUUGGAAGUGUCUAAAUGGAAUAAAUAUGUUGUCGCAGCUGAUAGAAAAAGUAAUAUUGUCGUGUUCAAUGAAGGAAAGCAUUAUUGUACUUUACCAAAAUAUCAUUGUUCUCCGACAAGCAUGAAGAUUCAUCCUACGACAGAAAAUCUUGUUAUUGCCUAUGCAAAUCGAAAUGUUGUAGAAUAUAAUUUAAGUAGACAAGAAUACACUGACUUUUCAGAACAAUUAUUUUUAAACCCGCCUUCAGAGUUAAUAAAUAGAUCAUUUCCAAUUAACUGUAUUACGUUUGAUGCUUCGAGAAAUGAUUCUAUUAUUUUUUCAGAUGAUAAUACUAUUUGUGUCUUGACAAAAGAUGAAAAUAAUUCAAAAGAUCCAGAGAAAAAAAUUAAGAAACUAGAAUCUAAACCCAUUAAAUUUUCUCUUAAGAUUAUACAAAAUUAUGAACAUUUGGUGUUUUUUGACUUUUUAAAUCGAGAAGAACUGGUUGCCGUUGAAGUCAAUCCAUGUUCAUUUGUUGAAAAGUUACCAGCUGUAUACAAAAAAAAAUUGUUUGGCAUGACAUAA